UUUUGCUCAAUUCUUUAUCUUGUCUGCCUCAUGAGAUUCCAACCAGCGUCACAAACUUAUUUUUCUUUUUGUGUUCCUAUACUUCGUUUCUUUUGCCUUUUCAUUCUCGGGCACCCAAUUCUUUGCUGGAAUACAUCCCUUAGCGAGCCUGUCUCUUUUCGUUAUCUUCUCUACCCAUGUUAACUUCGAAAUCCGCUUCUGUGACCCUUGUUGACUCGACCCCUGAAGAUACGGCAACGGCUGAGUGACGACUCCCGCACGCAAAGAUGGUCCAGUUGACAACGCUCCACAAGGACCUCGUCAAAGUCACUCAGGCAACCCGCAUUGUGAUGCGCUGCCUCAGUACCGGUCGAGACUCGCAAGAAACUUCGCAGAAAGCCUUGACUUUACUCACCGACGUACUCGAAAUCUUGUAUCGUAUCAAGGAUCAGACGCUUUUGGGUGAGGAAAAAUGGCACGUGGACUCGAUGCGCCUUGAGGGGUUGGGAGAGAUUCUUGGAUGGCUUCAAACAACAAUGCAGACCAUCGAGCAUUACUUCCAACCGGGGGGUGUGAAUGUGGCUUACUUCCGGAAGCACCUCCUGGAGAGGACUUUCUUGCCCCAAUUAGAACAAUACAAGAUUCUACUGCUGCUAGCAAUGCAGCCCGACUCAGAUGAUCGGUCAUCGCUCGAUCAAGAAAUCAGGUACAUCUUGAAGCUGUCGCAGGACUUGGAUUGUGGGCCUAAGGUCGACCUCAAGUUCGAAGAGAAUGCGCUCGGUCUUACAAACGACUUCAAAACUCCUGUCGCUGGAUAUUCGACAAUGGCGAAUACAGAAGAUGGCUACUGGGAUCCUUCAAAACGCUUUACUGUGUUGGACCGCCUGGUGCGGGCAAGACAUUUCUCUCAUCCACCAUCAUAGAUUCUUUGCAGAAGACGUUCACCUCAACGGACGUUGCUACCGUGUUCAUAUAUUGCCAAGAAGAGAAGGCAAAGGAGCAGACCUCGCUUGAGAUUUUGCGCAACAUUCUGGCACAGCUCGUAUAUCGCAAAAGAAGCC
This is a messenger RNA of Aspergillus uvarum CBS 121591, 1040 nucleotides long. RefSeq lists its product as uncharacterized. NCBI's taxonomy places the organism in Eukaryota, Fungi, Ascomycota, Eurotiomycetes, Eurotiales, Aspergillaceae. The transcript has 6 exons. The record is from RefSeq and is a predicted model, not a curated record. Bases 267 to 902 code for a protein of 211 amino acids.